AAUAAAUGUUUGAUGAAUUAAUCGAAUUAUUAUUAUUAUAAUUAUGUUAAUAAUAAUUUUUAAUUGCACAAGGAAAUGAAAAUGGGGCCCUUCGCUUUCACCAAAAUUGAGAUGGAGAAAUCGCCAUGAAGGAUCCUCCGCCCGCCACCGCCGACCACGACGGCGCUCGCACCUCUGCGCUUUAAAUUCCCGCGCGCGCACGCCUUCGAUUCCCCCGCUCCCCUUCGAUCUCUUCUUUUCCAGUUUCGGAGGUGAUUUUGAUCUCCGGAGCGGCUUCGGUUGCUUUGGAUCGAUCGAAUUUGGGGUAUUCUCUUUUUUGCUGUGGAUUUGAGUAGAAUCUCUGUUCUCGGUGUCGGAUUUGGGACGAGGAGCUUCCGAUUUCGAAGCUGAGCUCGGUCAAAAGGGAGAAAUUUUUUUGUUUAAAAAAAAUUUGGUCCUGGGGUUUGGGUUGUCGAUUUCGUGGAGAAAAGUUGGGGAAAAAAGGGUGCUUGAUGCGAUAUUCUUGAUCGAUCACGCGUGCGUUUGAUGGGCAACACAUGCCGCGGAUCUUUCGGGAGCAAGCACCUCUACGAGCCCGCGGAUCGAUCCGACUCUAAGCGGAACCAGAACCUCCACUCCUCCGACGCGCCACCGACGAAGCCCGCCGCCGUCGCCGUCGCCGUCGCUAGCCCCAAAUCGAAGCCUCCGCAUUCGCCGACCAAGCCCGCCGUCAUGAGGCGCGCGGGGUUCGACCCGAACACCAACUACGUCCUCGGGCACAAGACCCCGAACAUCCGCGAACUCUACGAGCUCGGCCGGAAGCUAGGGCAGGGCCAGUUCGGGACGACGUACCUGUGCACGGAGAUCGCGACGGGGAACGAGUACGCGUGCAAAUCGAUCUCGAAGAGGAAGCUGAUCUCCAGAGAGGAUGUCGAGGACGUGCGGCGCGAGAUCCAGAUCAUGCACCACCUCGCCGGGCACAAGAACGUGGUCACCAUCAAGGGCGCCUACGAGGACCCGCUCUACGUGCACAUCGUGAUGGAGCUCUGCGCCGGAGGGGAGCUCUUCGACCGCAUCAUACAGAGGGGCCACUACAGCGAGCGCAAGGCCGCCGAGCUCACCAGGAUCAUCGUCGGGGUCGUCGAGGCGUGCCACUCGCUCGGCGUCAUGCAUCGCGAUCUCAAGCCGGAGAACUUCCUCCUGGUCAAUAAGGACGACGAUUUGUCCCUGAAGGCUAUUGAUUUCGGGCUCUCGGUGUUCUUCAAGCCUGGUCAGAUUUUCACUGAUGUUGUCGGAAGCCCGUACUAUGUUGCUCCUGAGGUACUGUGCAAGCACUAUGGACCAGAAGCUGAUGUCUGGACGGCUGGUGUUAUACUUUAUAUAUUAUUGAGUGGUGUACCACCAUUUUGGGCUGAAACGCAGCAAGGAAUAUUUGAUGCGGUUCUGAAGGGGGUUAUUGAUUUUGACUCGGAACCAUGGCCUGUGAUUUCUGAUAGUGCAAAAGAUCUUAUAACAAAGAUGCUCAAUCCUCGUCCUUCAGAGCGGUUGACAGCCCAUGAAGUUCUAUGUCACCCCUGGAUAUGUGAGAAUGGAGUUGCUCCUGAUCGGCCGCUGGAUCCAGCUGUCCUUUCUCGCCUCAAACAAUUUUCAGCCAUGAAUAAGUUAAAAAAAAUGGCUUUGCGAGUAAUAGCUGAAAGCCUCUCAGAGGAGGAGAUUGCUGGAUUAAAAGAAAUGUUUAAGACGAUGGACACUGAUAGCAGUGGUGCUAUUACAUUUGAUGAGCUAAAAGCUGGUCUGCGAAGAUAUGGUUCUACACUGAAGGAUACGGAGAUUCGUGAUCUAAUGGAGGCUGCCGACAUCGACAACAGUGGUACUAUCGAUUAUGGAGAAUUCAUUGCUGCGACUGUACAUCUUAACAAACUGGGGCGGGAAGAACAUCUGGUUGCAGCUUUUCAAUAUUUUGAUAAAGAUGGAAGUGGCUACAUAACAGUUGAUGAGCUCCAGCAAGCUUGUGUGGAGCACAACAUGACGGAUGCUUUCCUUGAAGAUAUCAUUAAAGAAGUGGAUCAGGAUAAUGACGGUCGCAUUGACUACGGCGAGUUUGUCGCAAUGAUGCAAAAAGGCACUAUGGGGCUUGGAAGACGGACGAUGAGAAACAGCCUGAAUAUAAGCAUGAGGGAUGCAGCUGGCACUCGCUGAAUUUUUCACCGUGUACAGGUUUUGUGUUGUUUCUGCUGAUCUUUGCCUUUUCCUGUCAUCUUUUUGUAUCUUGGGUUGUGAGAUGACUGAAAGUGUAUGAGAAGUGGCACUUCCUGAUAUAUUUGGUUUAACUGUCACGGUUUAUUAUUUGAGUAAUUAUUCUCUAGUGCAGGUGUGUGGUCACUCUGGGUAGGUUUAACAUGCUGCAAGAGCCCAUAAGCCUACUCUUAAAUGUACUAUUAACUAGCAUAUAUUAAGUUAUUAGAUCUGUUCAGGGAAUUUAAAGAAAAUAUGGGUCGAGUUGAACUGCAACAACCCAUUUCAUCUGUAUCAUACCUUUUGUUUAUUCCAGUUUAAGGUCAUAGAAUCUGUUAACUGUGCAUCAGAUGAUAAAAAGGCACAGCAAAGUUGUGAGAAGUUGGCCUCUUCGUAUCAUUCUAGGGUUUAA
Messenger RNA from Ananas comosus (pineapple), 2626 nucleotides. RefSeq names its product calcium-dependent protein kinase 26. The record is from RefSeq and is a predicted model, not a curated record. Gene Ontology annotation, molecular function: calcium-dependent protein serine/threonine kinase activity; calmodulin binding; ATP binding. Gene Ontology annotation, biological process: protein autophosphorylation; peptidyl-serine phosphorylation; intracellular signal transduction. NCBI's taxonomy places the organism in Eukaryota, Viridiplantae, Streptophyta, Magnoliopsida, Poales, Bromeliaceae. The coding region runs from base 526 to 2178 and encodes 550 amino acids. The transcript is spliced from 7 exons. Gene Ontology annotation, cellular component: nucleus; cytoplasm.